Labrus bergylta (ballan wrasse) is the source of this 8257-nucleotide messenger RNA. Its product is annotated as trinucleotide repeat containing adaptor 6A. Gene Ontology annotation, biological process: positive regulation of nuclear-transcribed mRNA poly(A) tail shortening; miRNA-mediated post-transcriptional gene silencing. Gene Ontology annotation, molecular function: nucleic acid binding. NCBI's taxonomy places the organism in Eukaryota, Metazoa, Chordata, Actinopteri, Labriformes, Labridae. The record is from RefSeq and is a predicted model, not a curated record. Gene Ontology annotation, cellular component: nucleoplasm; P-body.
AGAGAGAGAGGAGGGGAAAGCAGAGCUUAAGCGAAAGAAGGUUAGCCCAGCAGUGAGUUAAGAAAAUGGCGAUCAUGCAGGACGGAUGCCUCCCCCCGCAGAUGCUGCAAACGCGUUGAAAAUUUCUUUUUUUUUUUUUAGCCUUACAGCCGGCUUUCCUUUCCACUCUGUUGCACUUUAUACUUCAAUGAGAGAUUCGGAAUUGGAAGCUGUUGCCACCAAAGAAGCAGAAGCAUCUAAACAGGGUACAUACCCAUAGAGGGAAGAACAGUGGAUGGAAGAGAGAGAGAGACGGAGAGUGUGAAGAGGAAGAAGGAUAAGACGAUACAGGUCUGGUCAAAAGUGCCAGAGCAUACCAAGUGAAGGCAGAGUCCGAAAUCUACAACGCACCCCCCCUUCCCCCUCCCCAAACACACACAUACACACCAAAACGCACACACUUACAGUCCUCAGCAAUGCCAAGGAGGCCUGAUCAGCCUGCUGCCCGCUCUGACAAGCCCUGCCUCUUCACCUCAGACCCUUGAGGCUACGCCCUCUGAACUUCAAACUUUGGCCUCCCCUUCGGCGACCUGGGAACCAAAGGUCACCUGUUCGCCACUGAACGCGGGGACACCCUCCUGCCCAGCCGGGAGCUGCUGCCAGGAGCCGCACUCACAGACAUGGCUCCCAUUCGGGAUUCCGUCAGCCACUCCCCUAAUCAAACAGGUCUGGAGCAUCCUGGCUUGGACUCCCAGUAUGAGCCUUCCCCCUGGUCCUCUGGCUCUCCCUGCAGCAGUGACAGCAACAGCAACUGGGGCAAAGUCCUAGUGGAUGGAAGCACUGACAAACCCAACAACCCGUCUUCAACUAACUCCUCUGUUUGGCCUCCCCCCUCCUCUUCCUUCUCCUGCUCCUCGUCUUCUUCCUCCUCUGGCUGCGGGUCGGGAUCAGACCCUGAGCUGGCAUCAGAAUGUAUGGACGCAGACUCUAGCUCCUCGAUUGGCUCAGAGAAAAACCUUGCCGCUGUGACGACAGUGAUGAUGAUGUCGGGAAAUGCUUCUCCUUCUGUGUCAUCAGCGGCUUCUCCGCCAAUCUCCCCUUUGGUGACUUCCGCGAUGAUGGUCGGUGUUUCAGUGAACGGAGACAGCAACGGAAACAGUCGUCAAGUAAUUGGUGGAGGUAUGGGAGCCAUCAGCGGUGCAAAUAAUGGAAAUAAUCACAUUUCUGGGCCCUCGCACUACUCCAUGGCAGGGUCCAGUAGUAUUGGCAGCAAUAACAUGGGUACCCACAACAACAAGCCCGUCAAUAACAGUGGUGUGUGGGGCACCCAAUCAGGCAGCAACAUGAUCCCCACUGGCGGAAACAACCCCUGCGUCAAUGGAGGGGUGAACCCAAACACUUUAAAUCCAAAUGCCAACCACGGUGCCUGGCCGCAGAAUCCAAGCCCAGCGUCCCAGGGCCAACGGCCUUCACAGGCUCAGGGGAUGAGUUCUAAACUGGGUAUGACUCCCCAACAGGGCCCCAUCCUGGGCUGGGGUGGCAUGGCAGCUCCAAACAACAGCAGUAUGAUGGACGACACUGAGGUGAAUAAUGGUACAGCAAGCAGCAAGGUGUUAGGAAGCAGCAACAGUGGAAAUGGUGGUUUGCAGCCUACCAACCUGAACACUGAAUCCAAUGGACCAAAUAACACUAUAAUGAUGAAUACUACUACUACUACUACUAACGCCACAAUGACCUCUAGUCCACCAAACUCUACCGCCUCACCCCAGCUCAGCGGGGAUUGUUCCUGGGGAUCUAUAGGAGGAGGUAAUGGGGGUCCACUGGCUAAUGGAAUCUCCUCAUCAGCCCCCCAGCAACCCAAAGGUGAGCUUGGGGGUCCUGGGGCCUUCGGUACGCCAUGGGGCACCACUUCCUACCCUGGAGACAAGGGCCACCAAAAUGCAGACACUGUGAACCCCCAAAACCCUGCCUUAAUGCAGGCUGGGAAUCCCCCAAUCUCCUCUUCUGCUGCUAACAAGAGUAAUAAUAACCACAAUAACACUGGGGCCCCACGCUGGGACCAGGGGCCUGCAACUAACCCAAACCAGCCUCAGAACAACAUGUCCUGGGGGGUUGGUCUAUAUCAAGCCACUGGCUCUGCCGGCCAAACACCAGGAAAUGGCAACCAAACCACAAUGGGCCCUCCAGCAGGGAUACCUCGCCCCUGGGGGAGCAGCACAUCGUCUUCUUCCUCGUCCUCAUCAUCCUCUUCCACAUCUAACAACAAGAUGUCAAAUGGAGACUGGGGAUCAGCAGCUCCUGGUAACAACCAUGCAGAUGCUGGAAGUCAUAAAGGAAACUCUGCCAACAAUGGCUGGAAGAGCCUGGAGGAUGACGCCAUGGGCAUGGGAGGUGGAGGUGGAGGUGGAGGUGGAGGUGUAGUGGGUGGAGGUGGAGCCCAAGCCUUGGGAAGUGUCACAGGAGUUUGGGGUCGCUCGGGAGGAAGUGAGGGAAGUGGAGAGAGCUCUGGAGGCCGAUCAGGCUCAGACAGAGACCAGACAAAAGUGGGAAACCGUAGAAAAGGCCCCCUUGCUGCACCAGUAGUGUCAGCCGUGCCCCAGGGCGAUGUGGAUCCGAGGGUUCUGUCCAACACUGGAUGGGGACAGACACCCAUACGGCAGAACACCGCCUGGGAUGUCAAUUCUCCUCACAAUCAGCACCAAGGUCUAAGAGGUGACGUACGAAAGCCAAACAGCGGAGGCUCAGGCUGGGGCACAGCAACACCAGCAGCUCCAUCCCAGACCUCUGGAGGUUGGGGAAACGGUUCAGGCAGCUCAGGUCCAGGUACAGGUGGAUCUGGCUGGGGAGAGCGGCCUACUUCUGGAUGGGACAGCAAACCCUCAGCAGGUGGAGGAUCUGGUCAGAGUGGCUGGGAUGAUGGAUCCAGCUACAAAGGGAACAACAACAGCAGUAACACCUGGAGCAAUAACAUCAACAAAGAUGACAGGUCCAACACAUGGACUAAUGCCCCCAAAUCGCAGCAGGGCUGGAGUUCCAACACUGGAAAUGGAAGUGAAGGAUGGGGGAAAGGUGGCGAUGGUGCCAGACCAGGGGCCAGCAGUCACUGGGGGGAGCCCCAGAAAGGUGCCGGCUCAGCGAGCUGGGACAGCGACAGUGACCGCUCCGGCUCUGGAUGCUGGAGCGAGCCUAGCCGAACCAACACCAGCAGCAGCAACACCUGGGUUGGGAGCGGAGGAUCAAAUACACCUGACCAGAGCACUCCAAACCCAGGUUCCAACUGGCGUGACUCAGUCCACAAACACAAUCCUCAGAGUAACAGCCAGGGCUGGGGUGAGCAGAAUCCCAAGCCCUCCAAUGAGUGGGGAAAAGGUCCUGAAUCCAACAUGUCCAGAGGCAAUCAAGGCUCCAGCAAGCCCACAGGCUGGCUGGGAGGUCCCAUACCUACAGUAGGUCAGAAGGAGGAGAUGUCAUCCGGGUGGGAAGAGCCUUCUCCAGAGUCGAUUCGUCGGAGGAUGGAGAUCGAUGAUGGGACGGCAGCUUGGGGAGAACCUGGUAAAUACAGUGGUGGACCUGCCACCAAGUGGAACAGGACUGGCCAAUCAGCUCAGGAGGCUGUGGGCCCAUCCUCUCAGCACCAAUCCCACCCAGCACACAUUGUCAAGCAUCCCCCUCAGCAACCCCCGAACCCUAUGGCACAGGACAAAAGCUGCACUUCUAGCUGGGGCGAGCCUUACCAGAAACCCAAAGAGUCUUCAACAUGGGGCGAGCAGACCAAUGCUCCACCUGUGUCAGUGGACAACGGGACGUCUGCCUGGGGUAAGCCCAUGGACACCAGCUCCACCUGGGAGGAACCCAGCAGAGGCAACAGAGACUCUGGACCUGGAUGGGGCAACCAGCAUAAGUCUGCUCCAGGUCCUAAGCCAAUGGAGACAUGGUGUGGUGAAGAGGGGUCCAUGAACAGCUGGGACCAGGAAGAGGAGGUGGAGAUCGGCAUGUGGAACAACAGUCAACAGGACAACCGGUCCCAUGACCAAAACACCUGGAACUACAAGAAUAAAACCUCCAACAAGAUGAACAAACCAGUCAACAAACAGGAUGAACCCUGGAUGAAACCCUUCGUCAACCAGUUCAACAACAUGAACUUCUCUAGAGACUCUCCCGACGACUCCAUGAAGACAGGAGGUGGGAUGAUGCAGGACAAGCGUAUGGACAUGGGCAGCAUUGGAGACUACAACGGAGUGAUGGGGAAGAACCCCGGGUCCCGACACCAGCUCCACAAGGACUCAGCCAUGGAUCGCAGCCCUUACUAUGACAAGCUGUCUAUGUCCUCCUCUGCUUACGAUAGCCAAGCCUCUGAUGAGCUUUCCUCCAAUCAAAGCAUGAGCUUUUCCCCUUCCAAUUCUGCUCUGCCUGUCCCGGGUCUCGACUCGGGGCCGUCCCCUUCCCACUCUGGUCCUGGGGUCACUCGGCAGAAUGUAAACCCUAUGAUGGGUGGCAGCAGCGUAGCACAGGGCCGAGGUGGCCCCCAGUCCCAGGUCCCUCCCCAACCCAACCUUCGUAAUCAAGUGCCUCCCCCCAUCCUCCCCUCUCAGAAAGACUAUGUGAACUUCAACCAGAACUGUGUUUUUGGUCAGGUCCCUCCUUCCCUGCUAAAGUACCCAGGAGGUAACGGAGGCCUGAACCCUCUGUUCGGCCCUCAGCAGGUGGCUGUGCUCAAUCAACUCUCCCAGCUCAACCAGCUGUCUCAGCUCAACCAGAUCAAACAGUUACAGUGUCUUCUCCUCCAGCAGCAGCAGCAGCAGCAGCAACAGCAGCAGCAGCAUCAGAAAGCUCAAAGCCAGAGAGCCAUGCCAGUGGGACGACCCACUGAACAGACACGUCCUAUUGGUUCGUCUCCUUCGAUGAUGCAGCCACCACGUCACCUGGACCCCUCCCUGCUGAAACAGGCCCCGCCCCUAAAACCGUACUUGGAGAGCUACUUGUCCCACAACGCUCCUGAGAUGCAGAAGGACACUUCUGGUCUCGGAUCCAUCAGCAACUUCCCUUUAAGCUUGAACUCUAACCUGAAUGUAUCCAUGGACAUGGGCGUGGGCGUGGGCGGUGGUAGUAGUGGAGUUGGAGCUAUGAGCUACAAAGAGCCACCCCAGUCCAAACUGAAGAAACUUUGGGCUACUGACCCUCUGGAGCAGAACAGCAAACCUGGUGCUAUGUCGUCUGGUCUGCGUCUGGAGGACUCUCCUUUCUAUGACUACCUGUCUCCUGGCCCCUCCCCCCUGAGUCCUCCCGGCCAGUCAAUGGGCUCUGUGGGUGAUGGCUGGCCUCCCCGUGCCAACUCCCCCCCGCCCCAUGGAAACACUGUCACCUGGCCCCCAGAGUUCCGGCCCGGGGAGCCUUGGAAAGGUUACCCCAACAUUGACCCUGAGACUGACCCUUAUGUGACCCCCGGCAGUGUCAUCAACAACCUCUCUAUCAACACCGUCCGUGACACAGAUCACCUCAGGGACAGGAACAACGGGCCAUCCUCAUCACUGAACACCACGAUGCCUUCUAACAGUGCCUGGUCAUCCAUUCGUGCCUCCAGCCACAGCGGUUCCCUCACCAGUACAGCACAAAGCACUUCAGCCAGACCCAAUGAGUCAAAAUGGUCUCCCGGCGGCGGUUCUGUGUCCAACUCCUCCCUGGCUCACGAGCUGUGGAAGGUCCCCCUGCCUCCCAAGGCUCUGUCUGUGGCGGCCCCCUCCAGACCCCCACCCGGCCUCACCAGCCAAAAGCCCAGCUCUGCCUCCUCCGGCUGGGACGGCUCUGCCCUGAGGCUGGGGGGUUGGGGCUCCUCUGAGUCCAGAUACACCCCUGGUUCCAGCUGGGGUGACAGCAGCAGCAGCUCAGGGAGAUCCCAAUGGCUUGUUCUGAAAAAUCUCACACCGCAGAUCGACGGCUCCACCCUGAGGACUCUGUGUAUGCAGCACGGCCCUCUGAUCACAUUCCACCUCAACCUGCCACAUGGCAAUGCUGUGGUCUGCUACAGCUCUAAAGAUGAGGCCGCCAAGGCCCAGAAGAGCCUGCACAUGUGUGUUUUGGGGAACACGACCAUCCUGGCCGAGUUUGCCAGCGAGGAGGAAAUCAACCGUUUCUUUGCACAAGGGCAGUCAUUGACCACCCCCUCCUCCAGCUGGCAGACCGUCGGCUCCUCUCAGAGCAGGAUGGAUCAGUCUCACCCCUUCCCCAGCCGCGCUCCUGAACCCAACCAGUGGAACAGCAGCGACCUCCACAGCUCCUCCCUCUGGGGCGGGCCAAACUAUUCCAGUAGCCUGUGGGGGAGCCCCAGUUGCACCGAGGUGGGCCGGAUCAGCAGCUCCUCUCCAAUCAGCUCCUUCCUCCCAGUGGAUCACCUGACAGGGGGCGGGGACUCCAUGUGAGCCGCCUGCUAAUCAAACAGGUGCAAGGAAGGGUCAGUAGAGAAUUUAUCAAUAAUCAGCAGAAGAAAAUGGGGGAAAAAAGUAAUUAUAAACGCAAUGGCACUAGUCGGACUCUCUCUCACUUACAAUAUAUUCAACAAAACGGGGUCUCCCUGUGGAAAACAAGUUACGUUUCUCUCUCUGCACAUAUGUCCACUUUGUGUUAGCCCAAAAACAUAUCAGUUGGAAUACUUGAAUCAUGCAGGCCAAUUCUAUAAUGUGAACAGAUGGAUAUUUGCUUCCAGGUAGUGCUCUUUCAGACCGAAAAAAAGCUUCAAUCGAGCUCAUUAUAUUAUAUAUAUUUUUUGUUUCAUUCGUCAUGUUUAUUUGAAUUCCAAUUCUUUUCAUUUUUAACUUUUUCUUUUUAAUUUUUUUUUUUUUGCAUUUGUUGGCUGACAAUGUUGGAGUAUGAGCUUUUUUAACUUUGCACUGAAUGUGGUUUUUUUCUCAGUAUAUAUAAUCUGCAAUAUAGAGGGAGCAGCCAGUUUUUCCAGUGUAGCUGUUUACUCAUUGCGGUCCUUACCGUAUGUGUGUAUGCGUGUGCACGCGCACGUGUGUGUGUGUGAAAGUACUCUGUGUGUGUGUGUGUGUGUGUGUGAGAUCGCGUGUGUGAACGAGUAUGUGUGCGCUCCUCUCUGCCUUGGCACGCCUACCUUACUGCGUUGUCUUGGAGUUCAAGAUCAACAGAUAGUUCAAGAAGAAUAAAAGCUGACUUAGGAGGAUUAUCUGGUGAUAGUAAAAGUGACAUUAAAAGUAUUGCACCAAUUUUGUUUUAAAACUAAAGAACGUUGAGCUCUGCAGUGCAAAGGACUGUAGCCGCAGCUGGGACUAGCAAGCCCCGCCCACCGUAAUCGAGGGGGCGGGGUCUAUCUAGCAAGCCCUCCCGCUAGCCCCCUAGUGGGCAAGGAGGGAACAGCACUUUCAGAAUAGGCUUUCAAUGUUUUGGAGGUGCCACACUGCAACCUCUUGUUUACAAGACUUAGGAGGCAGAAGGUGUGUUCAUUCUUCAUUUUAAAGAGAAGAUGGAAUAAAAUAGAAAAUCCUUAAAAAAAUAAAAAAAAACUUUAAAAAAAAACUUUAAAAAAAAAAAAGCUUUAAAAAAUCUAUAAAACAAACAAAAAAACGUAAUCUCUUAUUGAGGAUGAAGACGAUACUUUGUAACUCUGGGAAUUCGGAUCAGUGUUUUUUGGCCAUGGCGUUGGUUAUUUGAACUAUUCCUCUUUGUCUGCUAAAUAACCAGCAAUGGUUCUCAGGAAAUCAAGCCAGUUUUCCCCCCCUUGUAGGUGAAUUAAAAAAAAAAAAAAACUACUACUCCUUGUAGGAAAGGAAAAUCCAACUUCUAGCACUGAAAACUAUGUAUAGGUCUGUAAGUUUUUUUUCUCUGCCAAAUAACUGCUUUAAGCUGGAGAAGCUCAACACACUGCUUUCAAUAUGCUGUCUUGUGAGGGGGGGGGGGGUCCUUAUGCUAGGGGCGGGGAGGGGGGGUCGAGGAUUGGCUGUAAUAAUCCCCUCUCUUCUCCUCCUGUCCUCCACUCCACUGACGUAAAAAUCUAAAGUGGGGAGUGUUUAUUGUGUGCGUGUGAUUGUCAGUUCUGUCUCCUUGUCAGACUUAUAAACCAAGAGAAAGGCGAAUCUGUAUCUAUGCAUACUGUAGCCUCUCACAUGGCCUACUGAGAGGCGUUUUUUUUUGUUCCAAUGUCUGAAAAUGUUUUAAAUGUUUCAUUGAGUACAACAAAUGCGAAAUAUUACUUGCUUUUUUUUUCUUCGUUGUUUUAAUCACUCUCAUUGCCACAAAUGGUGUUUUGAAAAAAAAAAAAAAAAAA